GUUGGCCUUCGUAACCGCAGACGUUUCUUAGCUGGUGGCAACGUACGGCUCUUUAACCCAGAGGAAAAAUAGAGACAUAUUGACAUAGUAGCCAUAGAGGGACGUUGUAGCUAACGGUGGCUAACGCUCACACUACUGCAACGCUCUAACGUGUCCAGCGGCCGCCGUCCCGACGAGCUAAACUCACACCUCUCAUCGGGAUGCCGCUGCAGACGAAAUCUUAACCGGCUUCGGGAGGAACACAAAUAAACCAUCGUAACCAUGGAGCCCACCGUCUCGGAUGGAGCCCCUGUGGAAAAGGACUUGGAGGGACAAUGCGAGGCGGAGGUCUCCUCUGAGGCAGCGGGACCAGCGCUGAAGCAUCUGGAGCCUGUGGGCCCCCCAACAGCAGUCGAAGCCCGGGAAGCCUCCAGAUCAGAUCUGGUCAGGAGAACUCCCGACGAAGCAGAGGAGGCGGCUAAGGUCGCUGGAGAUGAGCCUCCUGUGGACUGGUUUGAGCCGCUCGAGGACGAUGACUAUGACGAGGAAAGCCUGGCCGGAGAAAGUGAGAGGAGUGAGAGCGUGGCGGGCAGCGAGACGGUCUCCAAAAGGGUUUACAAGUUUCAAAGGCCUUGCCGAAAGCGAUCCCAUCCUGAUGAAGGAUGGGAUGAAUGGCCAAUACUUGGAGAUGGUUGGAAACGCAAAGAAGUUGUCCGGCGCUCUGGAUCUAGCAUUGGACAGAAGGAUGUAUAUUACCUUAGUCCGCGGGGGGAUCGAGUGAGAAGUCGAGUGGAGCUGAUUUCAUUGCUGGUUGGACAGCAGGACAUGUCAACCUUUGACUACAAGUCUGGAAAGUUCUACGAGGGCGAAGUGCAACCCGUAAGAAUUCGACACAGAGCAAAGAGAAAAAUCCGUGAGCGUUCUUCCUCAGAGUCCAGCUGGAUGGAGAGAGGAGAUGGGGCCGACACUCCCGACUCCCAACACAUGCCCACCAACCCCAGUCUGGGGCCCAAAAUCCACCACUCCAACCCAACAAAUCUCUCCUUGCACAGUACAAUAGGAAUUCCCAACAAAGGCUCACUCAACGUAGAUGCACCUGCUCAAGAUAGAAUUAAACUUCCCCUUCCCUCGUCGUCCUCUAGAGCACUCCUGCUCCCCUCCAUCAACGGAGAAGUGGGGUCAGAGGACAGCACGCUGGUCUGUGCCAGAUGUGGAGUUUCCUUCACGGGCACGUGGUAUGACAAACAAAGGAAGAGGCCCUGCUGUCCCAACUGUUGGGCCUCGAAGUCAAAAGAGCAUCCACUGGUUCGUUUCAGAAAGUGGAUUCCCUGUGGGCAGUGCGUGGGAUGCCACAACACAGCGAACUGUGGACAGUGUGCCAACUGUAAGCACGGACUGCAGAGCCCAGAAUCCAAGAAACGCUUGUGUCGGAAACGCAAAUGUAUAUGUCCCAUCCGCAAGGGCCCUGGAGGUGGAUGCUUUAUGCCGCAGAAGCCCUCUAAUGACAUUCCUGACAUGUAUGAGGACAGCAUGAGUUUACAGAGUGAAGUUACAGACUCACAGCACCCAAGUCUCAAGAGCAGCGACACCGAGAACUUCUCAGUCAACGUGGACAUGGACGAUGACGACGACAUGUCAACUGACGAUGAUGAUGAUUGGCAUAAGAAGCGGAAGCGGCGAUCCUGUGGAGAAUGCAAAGCCUGUCUCUGCAGGAAAGACUGCGGCACGUGCGACUUCUGUGUAGACAAACCCAAGUUCGGAGGCAGCAACAAGAAGAGGCAGAAGUGCAGACUACGGCAGUGUCAGAGACAGGCAAUGAGACAUUUGCUGCCGUUCCAAAUGGGACAUGGUGACCACGGGCCAGACAGCCAUUUGCUGCCGGGCAGGCCUAGGCCUCACUACACAUACAGCCGGAAGUCAGUAUUAAAGAGAAAUAGAGGAUCACAGUAUGAGUUGGACUUCACCGACAAUGAAGAAGACGACUGUAACUUAAAACCAAUUAACUGGAACUCUGCGCCAGCUAGUGGUAGCAAAUAUUUCUAUGGAUUGGAUGUAAGGAACCUUCCCCCAUCUUCGCAGCAGUUGAGUUCAGUGGAUUUCACACUUUUGAAUGGCCUCGCUGACAGAGUUCCUCACAUCAGCAGCAAUCACAACUCUGAACUAGACCCGCUGAGCAGAUGGGACGCCGCUAAAUCACAUCCAAGCAGAAAUAGUCGUAGGCGUGUUCAAGAAAUGGACGACAGCGACGACGAUGACGACGAUGAUGACGACGAUGGGGAGGAGGCGGAAGAAGAUGAAGAGGAGGAGGUGCCCAUGAUCACACAGAUCUUCAGUUUGGCUGAGACGCCGUCCGGCAGCGGUGACGACGUAGAAAGCCAGCUGACGAAGCUGCUGCAGUCACUGCGCUCCUCCGCCAUGCCGAUGUUGUGGUACGCCAUCAUGGUGGAGGGCCCGCAGCUGCAACUCGUCCAGUGUUCCAAGCAGUCGAGCCUGAGCGACACCAUAGUGCUGAUCGACCCGGGCUUCUGCUAUCAAGUCACCGUCCAAAAGCAGCCGCUGCUGCCCACCCACCCCCUGUACGACCGGUACCCGGCGCGCCUGACCUCUGUGACGGAGGUGGUGGACCUGCUGCUGGGCCUGGAGGAGUACGUUGUGUGCCAGGGACUGCCGCCCCGGGAGCCACUCUCUAAAAGGAACCCUAUCAUACUGGAGCGGGCGUCAACGUGUGAUUUCUUAGUGAAGAGGAAGGUGAGCGUCUGUACGAACUGCAGAGCGCUGCAGGGACUUUAACUCCAGCAGUACCCCGAAGAAGAUCCACGACUACAGUGGAGACCACCGAUUCUCUGGUGCUAUUUUCUUCUUUUUGUUUCUGAUGAUUUUUUUGGUGAUGAUUUUUAUAUUUAUGCACAUGAGGACAUUUGACAGAUUUACCUCUGGACUGUAAUAGUAUUAUUUGAAGAAUCACCAAAGGCAUUCCAGGAGCUGGGACAUUAUGGUCCACCUGGGUUUCUUUUUAGAUGUCGGCCGUCAUGUCAUUUUAGGGCUGUUUUUCAAGACUGUUUGGGGUCAGACACUGAAAUCCUUUUUAGCUCUGUUGGGUUAGUAGGAAUCAAUGACCCGUACCAUUAUUACACUUUUUGAUAGUCUUUUAACACCAAAUGUUGUCUCUCAGCUCAAAAAUUCCUCUCUGUAUUCCCCGCUCAUUUUUUCACCAGCAGCAACAACACUGUUUGUCAUGUGUACCAUAAGUCUUUUGAACAAAAUAAGUUAUGUGCAUCUCGUACUCCCUAUUCUUAUUUUUUAAAUAGUAAAUUAUAUUGUGAUCACUA
Pungitius pungitius (ninespine stickleback) is the source of this 3308-nucleotide messenger RNA. It is a transcript of the gene mbd1b, whose product is annotated as methyl-CpG binding domain protein 1b. Gene Ontology annotation, molecular function: zinc ion binding; DNA binding. Bases 262 to 2769 code for a protein of 835 amino acids. Lineage: Eukaryota; Metazoa; Chordata; Actinopteri; Perciformes; Gasterosteidae. The transcript has 17 exons. The record is from RefSeq and is a predicted model, not a curated record.